Rhopalosiphum maidis (corn leaf aphid) is the source of this 1077-nucleotide messenger RNA. RefSeq lists its product as uncharacterized. The record is from RefSeq and is a predicted model, not a curated record. The transcript is spliced from 8 exons. The coding region runs from base 1 to 1077 and encodes 358 amino acids. NCBI's taxonomy places the organism in Eukaryota, Metazoa, Arthropoda, Insecta, Hemiptera, Aphididae.
AUGUCAUUACUUAUUAUGUUAAAACUAUCUAUAAUUUAUAAACCUAAAGCAUUGUCAUUUAUUUGUAAAUGUGUAGGAGGCACUGAUAUUUCUAAAAAGGUAAUGUGCUAUAUUAAAGGAAAUUUGAUGGAUUCUAGCACAGAUUUAAUUAAUCUAGAGGCUAAAGACAUACCAUGUGAAUGUGAAGUAAUUAUGUACUCUCGAUUUUCAAUCAACGAAGAAUCCAUAAUAAAUGUUGAUGAAGCUCUUCUUAAAUCAGUAACAGACUUGAAUAAACCUGUGAUCCUGACAGUUUCACGAGAAGAACUGUAUUUAGAUUGGAUUAAAAUAUUGAAACCUGAUGGUAAUGCUAAAGACGCAAAAGUCUUAUGUGAUUUCGCAUUAAAACAUAAUGUACAAGGAUAUAUUUUAAAUUCGAUUACACCACAAUGCGUGUUUAGAUCGUUCAAUGAAAACGUUGGAAAAUAUAUUAUACCUUAUAUAAAACAAUUAAAACAAUGCGGUCCUGACUUAAUAAUCGGUGUCACUGUUGAAGCAAUUCCAUCAUCUAUAAAGAAUCCAUGCAUGUACAAUUUUGAAGAAUUGAACGAUUUAGUAAACUUCUAUGAAGUACAAACGUUUAAAUUGAAUGAAUGUGUUCCCAAUUUGUAUAAUGGCAGAACUCCAAUUACAAAAAGUGAACAUGGUGCUAAUUAUCUCUAUGGAAUGGAAGAAGUAGCAUCAUAUCUGAAGGAAUCGAAAAUAUGUCUUACAAAACUAAGCUAUAAUAUUGAAAUGUACCCAGUCUACAAUGAUCAAACAACUUAUACUUCUUAUAAAAAAGUGUGUAAAGGAGAAUUUGAUUGUUCAACUUAUUGUGUACAAACUACAAAAAAUUUUUAUGAUAAGGGGAAAUUUGUACAUGAUGAAAACAGUGGAAUAAUUGUCAUGAUUUUGGAUCUUGAUGAUAUUGGAAACGAUUGUCAGUGUACUUCGGCGUUCAUUGGAUUUAAAAACAUAAUUGCUGGCUUCGUUGGUGGUUCACACAUACCCUGUACAAAAUUUGACAUUCAAUCAAUUGAAUAUCCAAUUAAAUAA